AUGGAUGCAGUCGACGAGAAAAUCACAAUUAUUUAUUUCAAGUCUGAUGGAAAGUGGGUAUUGAAUGGUAAUAGGGAAUACGAAUGGGUUGGAAAAGUUAAGGAUGGGAAGGGAGUCAUAUUCAUGUGUCCUCCAACUGAAUUGAAAUACAAACGUCUUGUUGAAGAGUUAUAUUCUGAAAUGGAGGCUGACCAAAGUAAAACAGACAUGAAGCUGAGCUAUUUGCCAGCUGUAAAAGGAGGUACUGAGCCGAUUUACAUAUCGAAUGAUAAACAAGUUUUAAUUUAUCUUCUAGACAAAAUGAAUGGAGGCAGAAGCAUGCUUCACGUGGAGAUAGAAAAGGCGAGGUCAGAAAAUGAGUUUAGAAUUCCUGAUUUAGCGAGUUGUGUUGGACCAUAUGGAGGUAUAAUAUGUGUAGGUUAUAAGGAUUGCGAUGUUAUCCAGAGUCCAAAUUUCAAGAGUAAAGUUGGGAGUAAUAGUUUAUGUAUUGGAGCAGCAGCAGCAGUUGAAGUGAAUGGAAAUGCGACAGAUGUAGUGGACUCUGUAAAUGAUAUUCUCGCCGAUACUGUAGUUGAUCGAAAUGAGAUUGGUACAGAUUUAGUGGACCGUGAAACUGGACUUGAUGGAAAUGAGAAGGUUGUAGUGGAGUGUGCAACGACUAUGCAAGCUGAAAGCACGUCUGAUAUGGCCAUGGUAGUUGUGGAGGACUCAUUGUUUUGUACUUCAGUAUUCGAAUUUACGGAUGGAUUGAACAUAGAUAUUGGGUAUGAGUUUGAUAAUAAGCAAGAAGCGCAAGAAUAUAUACGAAAGGGUUCAGUUAAGGCUUGUUUCAGCUAUGUUACAGUGAAGUCUGACAAGAAGUUGUGGGAGAUAAGAUGCAAGUUUGCUGGAUCAGGUUGUAACUGGAAAUUGCGCAUCGCAUCGAUCCCGAGUUCGAAUCGUUUUAGCGUAAGAACACACAAUCCAAUUCACAGAUGCAGACCUGUUUCAGAAGAAGCUAUGAAAGGUACAUCGAAUUUAGUUAGAUAUUAUUUGAAGGAAGAAUAUGCUGGGAUCCUCGAAAUUCCUAAUGCUCCAGAAUUAGUACGACGAAUAAAAACCAAGUACGGGGCAACUGUUUCGUAUUUGAUGGCAUUGAGAGGGAAGCACAGUGCUGAAAAAGAGAUUCGCGGUAAUCAUGUCGAUCAUUACAUGAGGCUUCCUGGGUGGAUGUACAUGCUGAGAGAAAGAAAUCCUGGAUCCAUAGUGCGACUUGAGUUGGACAAUGAUCAGAAAAGCUUCAAGUACCUAUUUGUCGCGUUAAGUGCAACUAUAAAAGGAUGGAAGUAUAUGCGUAAAGUUGUUGCUGUUGAUGCGACAUUUUUGUCAAGCGAAUACAAGGGAGCAUUGGUCGUGGCAACCGCGCAGGAUGGAGAACAUCACCAAUAUCCUUUAGCAUGGGGUGUGAUCGAUAGAGAGAAAGACGCUUCAUGGAGGUGGUUUAUGAAUAGAUUGAGCGAAGUAAUACCGGAUGGACCUGAUGUGGUUGUGAUAUCCGAUAGGUAUAAAAGUAUAUUGAAAGCUGUGAGAGAAGUAUAUAAACAAGCUUAUCAUGCAUACACGGAGAAGGAGUUUGAAGAGUUGUACUCUGAUUUGAAGAACAGGUAUCCCAAAGCGGCAGAGUACAUGGAAAAAGAAGAACUUGCUCCGGAGAAGUGGGCAAGGUGUAAAUUUCGGACUGAAAGAUAUAACAUAUUAACCACCAAUGGUGCCGAAUCAAUCAACUCCGUUUUGAAGAAGGCCAAAAGGUAUCCGCUACUCAGUUUGCUUGAUAUCUGUGUCGCGAAGACGGUAGAAUGGUUCAGUAGGUACAGGGUGGAAGCAUGUGGUGGCGAUGAUUCUCAAAAAUUAACUCCGUAUGUGUACAAAGCGCUGCAUGAACGGUUCGAGAAGGCCUGUACGUAUGAGGUUAUUGAACUUAACAGGUUGAGUGGUAUGUUUGAGGCAAGGGAUGAAAAAGGUAGAAGACAUUUGGUAAAUCUUGGUGAUAGAACCAGUAGUUGCAGAAAGUUUGAUGUGGACAGCGAUUUUCAACUCGGAUUACUUCUCCGAACCAUUUCUAUGAUCGUAGAUUACACAUUCAAAGCGUUGAAUUCAUCAAAUUCGAUCAGUGUGACCAGUGUGACCAGUGUGACCAUCGGGAUGUGA
Tarenaya hassleriana is the source of this 2187-nucleotide messenger RNA. RefSeq lists its product as uncharacterized. The coding region runs from base 1 to 2187 and encodes 728 amino acids. The record is from RefSeq and is a predicted model, not a curated record. Lineage: Eukaryota; Viridiplantae; Streptophyta; Magnoliopsida; Brassicales; Cleomaceae. The transcript has 4 exons.